AUGCCGGUCCUUCUUCGAGCCGUCGGAUUUGGCAGAUCGUCGAACACCCGCGGCAACCUGAGGCCCGGCUCGACGGUAAAUAUUCAUUGCUCCGUGAGCUCGAACGUUCCUCUUCAGGCUUCUGGAGACCGUCUGCGUCGUCCGUCCCAACUCUCGGCGAGUGCUCAGUCCGGAAGACAGUCCCAAGCGGACAAGGACAAGGACAAAGUGGUGCAAGUGAGUGAGAAUGCACUUUCGGCCGAUCACAUCUGACUAAUGAACUGUAUGGAUUGUAGCAUAAAGUGUCGACGGAUCUGUACGGAGCCAAUCAGUACCUAGAAUUCAAACGGGUAUCCCUCUCUCUCUCUCUCUCGCUCUCUCUCUCUCUCUCUCGCAUCUCACUCACUCCCUCUUCCCUUCCCCACAUCACCUUCUUUCGUUAACUCUUUUUUGUUUCACCUAUCCUCCGUAGUUACUAGUUGUAAAUACAUAGAUAAUAGUGCUUGAAGUUUGACUUUCUUCUCUUCUGAUCAACUGUUCUAAUUCAGGCUGGUUUGCAGAGCCGGAUCCACGAGACAGAGCCGGAAGUGGAAGAGAAACUGACAUGGAGCGAGCGGCUGCAUCGGAUGUACAAGGACUACCACAUAAAGUACCUGUUCCCACUCAUGUUCAUCAUGUUCUACAUGCUUUUCGGAGCCGUUAUCUUCUAUUUUCUGGAAAGUGGGUCGGCGGAAGCGGCAGCCAGAGAGGAAGAUUACAAGUACACGUGAGUACCGUAUCAAGGAACUAAUAAUUGAACACAGUCAGGUAGGUAUUUGAUAAUCAUCUGCAUUUCCAGAAGAGAACGUCGGUUACUCCUGCUUCGAAUGGAAGAGCUCCUGCAAGAACCAGCGACGAAAAGGCGUGGAUAUCGGCAGAAAGCACUGGAAGAAGCCAUCAACAACUACGAGCAGAAGCUCGAUUUCUCCGUGAAGAACGUGUCGCAAUGGACGUUCAUGUCUGCGAUGUACUUCGCCGGAACCCUCUUCACCACAAUCGGAUACGGAGACAUCGCCUGCUUGACCACUUCCGGAAGGAUCGCCACGGUGAUCUACUCGUGCGUCGGCAUUCCGUUCAUGUUGAUCACUUUGAACGAUUUGGGAAAGUUUCUCUACAAUAACAUUAAUGGAUGUGUGAAAGGAUUCGAGGAUUUCACCACUUACCUCGGAGCAUUCAGACUGUGCAGAAGGAGCAAUACCAACUUCCAGAAGGGAGAUGAAGUGCGUAUAAUUUCUAGGUUCAUUAACAACUUAUCGUUUUUCAGCUAGUGACUCUGGAAGCAGGGACCACCCCGGAUGCAGCUCAUAAUGACGUCAGUUCGUUGGCUUCCGAGUUGGGAAGCGAACGGAACGAGAGUGAUUACGAGGACAUCGAGGACGAGGAAGAGAGGGCGAUGCCCCGAAUGAGCGUGAAGGUGGCACUCGGCAUUACCGUCGGAUGGAUCUUCUUCUGCUCGGCACUCUUCAAACUGUGGGAGGACUGGACGUACGGCGAGAGCUGCUACUUCAUGUUCAUCAGUCUCUCCACCAUCGGACUCGGAGAUGUUUCGGUGAAGAGAAGAGAGUGAGUGGGCUGACUCUUUCUACACAUUUUGAAACGGAAACCGGUUCUGUUCAUUUCCAGCAUGAUGGUCCUGUGUUUCGUGUUCGUAAUCGUCGGUCUCUCGCUUGUCAGCAUGACCAUCAAUGUGAUCCAAGUGGCUUUGGAAGACUUUUACGUCAAUCUCAUCAUGAAACUCAUUAUUGACUAUCAAGAGAAACUGGCCGCAGGUACACCCGUAUUCCAUAACUUUUCCCUCCCCAUUAACCAUUUUCCAGGCGGUGACCAAAUGGGCGCCUCGGUUGGAAUGAUGAGAAUGUGGGGAAACAACAAAACGGCGAAGCUUCUCAUGCCUCUUCUGAGCAAGGAGAAGAAAAAAAUGGCGAUGGAGAAGGUGGAAGUGAAGGCGAAGAACAACGGAUUCGAGAUGCCCUCGAUUCUGACGGACUUGGACGAGAAAUCCGGAAUGCCGAAGCUCUUCCACAUUGAGGAAACGACGGAAGGAAGUGAGCCACCAAAGGUCUGUGGCUUUUGUGAAAAUCAGUUUCAAAAUUUUGAUAAGACACUGGAAAUUGUUAUUUUUUAAUGAAUUGACAAAAUAUUCACUUACAGAUUCUCGAAGAACUGGUCCAGAAACAAAUCGAAAUCGAAGAAGCGGCUGCGGAGAACGCGGUGCUCUUUGUGGCUCACGAUGCGAAUACACAGACCGACAUUCUUCUACAGUAAUCCUCAUUUCCCAUCUCUGAUAUCAUUUAUGUUUCAGAGAAGAAAAGGGACAUCAAACCGACGAAAAGGUGUACGGAGAAGGCGGAACUCAGACGGAAGCGGCGCUCAGUAACAAUGUGAGUCUGGAAAUGGCUAAAUUCUAAACAAUCCGAUUCUAGUUGCAGUUGGAGUGCGAAGCCCAAACGGAAUCCGUGCAGAACUCGAUCGCCGAGACGCAAACCGUUCUGGUCGACUUUGCGGAUUCGGACACGAUGACGCAGCCGGUGAUUGUGAAUGUAGGUCCCUUUUGAGCACCGGCACUCUCAUAGAAUUGCACUGCACGUUUGUUGUAGGAGUCUGAUAGUCAGACGGAGUACGUGCAGACUAAGGAAGAGGAGCUGCAGACGUACAUCGACACGAACGACGCGGAGACGAUCACGGAGAUCGAGACGAAGAACGCCAGGAUUCAGACUCCGCAGCCCGUCAUCGAGCAGAAAUGUGUGCAGACUGAGGACCUGGUGAGUCGAUUUUCAAACUAGAACUAGAAUAUCUAUAUGGUUCAGGAAGAGCGAAAGUCCCCGUCGAAGAUGUCGUCCGCGAAGAAACGUCUGCGUCGUGCGUUCGCCGGAAAGUCAAAGCCCACCCGGAACAGUCUGGAGCACCCGGUGAUGAGUGACUGGAAGGACGUGGAGGAGAGUGAGACGGCGCAAGACGAGGAGGAAGAGGAAAUCGGAUCGGUGGAGUCGCUGCAUUGGGAUCCGGUGGACGGAAUGCACGCGGAGAAGCAGAUGCCAGUCAAGAAACUGAGGGCGAUGUUCGACUCGCCGAAAGGGCAGAGGAAGUUAGAGUGAGUCACCGCGUGAGCACACUCUCCUUUUGUAUCGCAUCCCACCCACUCCUUCUCCUUGUCCGUCUUGGCAUGCGUUCGCUGAUUUCAGAAGAAAAUUCUCGUCGUUCAAUAAAAAACGAGACAAUUCGAGGUCGCGAAACAAGUCCGAAUGA
This is a messenger RNA of Caenorhabditis sp. 36 PRJEB53466, 3264 nucleotides long. The record is from the annotation of a GenBank genome assembly. Lineage: Eukaryota; Metazoa; Nematoda; Chromadorea; Rhabditida; Rhabditidae.